Molecule: messenger RNA, 1102 nt
Organism: Athalia rosae (coleseed sawfly)
Lineage: Eukaryota; Metazoa; Arthropoda; Insecta; Hymenoptera; Athaliidae
Gene: mbf1
Product: endothelial differentiation-related factor 1 homolog
Exons: 4
Coding region: 177-620 (147 amino acids)
Cellular component (GO): nucleus
Molecular function (GO): DNA binding
Source: RefSeq, a predicted model, not a curated record
ACGUGAAAACGAUAGUGUGCCGUCAAAUAUAGCGCAGUUCAACAAAUUGCGAGGUUUGGAACUUAUCAAGGAAUUGCUAAAAUAAACUCUGUGGAUAUUGUACAUAAGUCUUGUAAAUUUUCAUCGAAGAAUCAAUUAUUUUUACUCGUAACUCUACAAUCUGAUUUGAAAUCAUCAUGUCCGAUUGGGAUACUGUGCCAAUUACUUUGCGUAAACGCGCUCCAAAGGCAGCUGCCAUGAAAUCAGAACAGGCCGUAAAUGCAGCUAGACGUCAAGGUGUUGCCGUCGAUACACAGUCCAAAUGGGGUGGAGGUGCGAACAAACAGCAUGUGACUACCAAAAACACUGCUAAAUUAGAUCGCGAGACCGAAGAACUCAAACAUGACAAAGUUCCCCUCGAUCUUGGAAAACUUAUACAACAAGGACGCCAAGCGAAAGGAUUAUCUCAAAAAGAUCUUGCCACAAAAGUAAACGAGAAACCACAAGUGAUUAAUGAUUACGAAGCAGGCCGAGGAAUACCUAAUCAACUUGUAAUUGGAAAAAUCGAACGCGUACUGGGCACUAAGCUACGUGGAAAGGAUCGUGGCCAGGUUCUGCUGCCCCCCGGGACAAAGAACUAAAAUCUCGGGGGAACAAAUUCUCGAAAAUCUUUCUUGAACGGAAGAAAAAAAUACAAUUAAAAAGCAAAUAACGUAUAAAUGGAUAGUAACUAAUACUUUAUACAUAUUUUAUAAUUGUUUUGCCGAAAAAAAAGAAAAAAUGCUGCAUUAGAGAUUAUUCUUCUGUAGAAUGUGAUUUAUUGCUGUUUUCUGUGUUUUUCUUUGGUUAUUUUGAUAUCAUCAUAAUAAUAAAUUAGGCAACGUUUUUCCUUCGUACGGAAUAAAAGUUUUAAAAAAAGUUCAACAAUAAUUUGUUCCAAUAAACAAAUAAAAUGAUGAAACCAAAUGAGUAAGGAUGCAUUGAAUGAAAUCAGAAUUGUAAUAAGUGUUAUUAUUGUCAAGUGAAUCCAGAUAUACUUAGCAUAGAAGGCUGUAAUGACACAUGUUAUAUAACUGUAUACUAGAUGAAGAUGAAUAAAGCUUAUCUCAUAAUUUAUUACCUA